Amphimedon queenslandica is the source of this 1558-nucleotide messenger RNA. Its product is annotated as ubiquitin carboxyl-terminal hydrolase 47-like. The transcript is spliced from 12 exons. Bases 20 to 1558 code for a protein of 512 amino acids. NCBI's taxonomy places the organism in Eukaryota, Metazoa, Porifera, Demospongiae, Haplosclerida, Niphatidae. The record is from RefSeq and is a predicted model, not a curated record.
UAGCAGAGUGAGAAGAGGAAUGACUUUUGAAAUUGAUGACUGCAAAUUUCAACUUAAAGCAAUGACAAGUCCAGACUAUCAGCCAUUAGUAGAUAAUAAAAGAAUAAUAGAGAAAUUACAAGAAAGAAUAACAUUAAUGAAUAUUGAACUAAUGACUGUAAGAGAACACAAGGAGAGGAUUAUAAAAAAUAGAAAAGCUUUGAAAGAGACUGAGGAGAAGAGACGGAGAGAAAAGAAGCGAAAAAUUAAAAAAGAAAUGUGUUUGAUUUAUUUAUCUUGCAAUGAUCCUGUUACUGGUAAAUUAACAAGCUCAUUUCUUAAUGUACAUAAAGAUGAAUUACUACCCAGUGUACUGGAUAAAGCUUAUGAGUUAAUGGAAUUAGCUCCUCAUAUUCCUAUUGAGAGAUGUCGUUUAGUUAAAUAUAAUAUUAAAGAUGAAGUAAUGGAUCAAUCCCUUGAUCUUGAUGAGUUUCAGCAUCAAACUAUUGGACAAAUUGCAGGCGGAGCUAGAGUUCAUUCUUCUUUUAAAUUAUUCUUAGAAACUCGCAAAGAAAAUGAAACUUUUAAAAAAUACAGUCAUGGAGGUAUUAAUCUAGAGGUAUCAGUGGUUGAUCUAACAACUGGUGAAGUAGGACCAGCUAAACCAAUGAGAGGUGAAGAAGGUUGGACUGUUGAAGAAUUAAAACAACAUAUAGGAGAAUUAUUUAAUAUCAGUUUAUCAUGUAUGAGAAUAGUACUGAAGGAGAAGGAUUACCAAGGUGAUUUGACCCAGGAUAUUAGUCAUGUAAGAAGUACUUUGAAGAAUAUACUGUCUAGAGGAUAUAGACAGUAUGAAAAGGCACACACAGACACACUUUUUUCUCAGUUCUAUGUAUCAUCAGAUCCUGAAGAUUGUCAAAAAGAAUUUAAAGAUAGUUUAAUGUACAGAUAUGUUGAGUCUCACGUCAAAUGGAUCAUACAACUGAACAUUACAAUACCUCCUGGACCUGAAGCCACACCCACUACAACUAACGUAACUAAAGGAAAAAUAAUAAUGAAAAUUAUAUCAAUAAAUGAAGAAAUACUGGUACUAGUUGAUAAGAGAAUAACAUUAGCUCAAUUGAAGGAGGAGCUAGUUCCACUGAUUGGUGUACCACCUACUGGUUUUAGAGUGUGUAGAAUUGGUGGUAGGUAUGGAGAAUAUGAAAUGGAGGAACUGGAUAAGACAUUUGAGGAUGUUAAGUCUGGAUCAAAGUUGAUAGUAAGACUGGGUAGAGCAUUAAGAAGAGGAGAGAAAAGAAUUAAAUUAUAUUUAAUACAAGUUAACAACACAGAGUUUUGUAAGUUUAUGAUGGAUACUGGUUAUGCUAAGGGUACACCAGUGAGAGAACUUAAGAAACAAAUUAUUGAAGAAGCAAAAGUACAAGGAAUUGACUGUGUCCUUGAAUUAGACAAAAUGAGAUUACGUGACAAGAGGGGAGUGUCUCCUGGUAGUGUAUAUCUUGAUCAUGAGAGGAUCGAUGAUGCUAGGUUUGAUGAUACUAUAAUAGGGAAAUACAUGUAUAUUUGGAACCAUUGA